Messenger RNA from Chara braunii, 3514 nucleotides. Lineage: Eukaryota; Viridiplantae; Streptophyta; Charophyceae; Charales; Characeae. The record is from the annotation of a GenBank genome assembly.
CACUACAGUACAGGGCCUGCUUAACGACGACUUCCGACGUCCUCCCCCCCUCCCCCGCCAAUUCUCAGUCACACCAUCUUGGCCCACUGAACUAGGACUUACACACACUCAGGCGGGAAGCGAACAGAGAAUUGGCGGGAAGCGAACAGAGAAUUGGCGGGAAUCAUCAUCCUUUGGCGGCGAACACAAUGGAGACGAACUACGAGGCGCGAUACACGUUGAGAAGAACAUUCAUAGAUUUUCUCGAACAAGAUCUCGGCCAUGGGACGUACUCGGCGAAGAUCAAUGCAAUGCUCACGACCAAGAAUCCGCGGCUUAUCGUCGACUUGGGCGAUCUGCGAACCUUCAACCAAGACUUGGCCAGAAGGUUCGUGCGCUCUCCUGGAGAGUACCUCCCGGCUUUUGAUGCGGCACUUGAGGAGACUGCGAGGUCGAUCAACGCGAAAGCUGCCUAUGGCUUGGAUCUGCAUGUUGGAUUUGAGGGACAGUUUGGCUUCCACAGGGUUUCUCCAAGGGAGCUGCUCUCUCCCUUCCUUUCCACAUUGGUGUGUGUUGAAGGCAUCAUCACCAAGUGCUCCUUGGUCAGGCCUAAGGUGGCAAAGAGCGUACAUCACUGCCCUGCAACAGGAAAGUUUAUUGAGCAGGAGUAUCGCGAUGUAACAUCAUUCUCGGGGCUUCCCACGGGGGCGGUUUAUCCAACAAAGGACGAUAAUGGUAACGUGCUGGUUACCGAGUUUGGGCUCUCCAAGUACCGGGAUCAUCAAACUCUGGCUAUCCAGGAGAUGCCUGAGUGUUCGCCAGCUGGGCAGCUGCCACGGUCCGUUGACGUCAUUGUUGAGGAUGAUCUUGUGGAUCGGUGCAAGCCUGGAGAUCGAGUUGCAAUUGUGGGCGUGUACAAGGCCAUCGCUUCCAAGAGUCAGGGGUCCACUGCAGGAGUGUUUCGGACUGUCGUUGUAGCAAACAACGUCAUGCAGUUCAACAAAAGUGUGAAUGCUCCUAGCUUCACACAAGAAGAUCUCGUGAACAUCCGGAAAAUCGCCGAGCGGCAAGACUUAUUCGAUCUGCUUGCAGAGUCCGUUGCGCCAUCCAUUUAUGGACACUUGUUUAUCAAGAAGGCGAUUUUGUUGCAGCUGCUGGGUGGAGUAGAGAAAAACUUGAAGAAUGGGACCCACAUACGAGGAGAUGUCAAUAUCAUGAUGGUUGGCGAUCCGUCUGUGGCCAAGUCACAGGUUCUAAGAGCUGUCAUGAAUCUUGCUCCAUUGUCAAUCUCCACAACUGGCCGUGGGUCCUCAGGAGUUGGUCUGACGGCCGCCGUUACAACGGACUCCGAGACAGGGGAAAGGCGCCUUGAGGCUGGGGCUAUGGUUCUGGCGGAUAGAGGGGUUGUCUGCAUCGACGAGUUUGACAAGAUGAGCGAUCUUGACCGUGUAUCUAUCCACGAGGUGAUGGAGCAGCAGACAGUCACUAUUGCAAAAGCUGGAAUCCAUGCAUCACUGAAUGCGAGGUGCAGUGUUGUGGCGGCGGCGAAUCCGAUUUAUGGAAAUUAUGACCACACUCUAUCUCCAACAAAGAACAUUGGACUUCCAGACUCUCUACUCUCUCGUUUCGACUUGCUGUUCAUCGUGCUUGACCAAAUGAACCCCGACAUCGACAGGGCCAUCUCCAACCACGUCCUGAGGAUGCACCAAUAUCGUGCACCAGGCGAAGAUCCUGGUCUUCCGCCAGCAGCUGGGACGACCCGCGAAGCGGAUGAGGAAGAGGAUGAAUCUCAUACGUUGGUGUUUGUGAAGUACAAUCGGUUGCUCCACGGGGAGAAACGCACACGUUUUGGCAAGAGGGAUCCACUCACCAUCAAAUUCUUGAAAAAGUACAUUCAUUACGCCAAAGAUCGGUAUCAGCCGCGACUAACAGACGAGGCUUCAGAGUUGAUUGCUCAAGAGUAUUCCCAGAUGCGUUCACAAAGCCGAGAUGAAAGGAGGCAAGGAGGGGGUGCUCUUCCCAUUACUGCCCGGACACUGGAGACGAUAAUCAGGCUGUCGACAGCACAUGCCAAGAUGCGCCUAUCAAAUACGGUGACAGCUGGAGAUGCAAAGUCGGCACUGGCAGUAAUGCGAUUCGCUCUCUAUCACACAGAGCUGACAGAUAUGGAUGAGAAAGAUAAAAAGGAGAAUGGUAGAGGCAAGAAGCGCCCAGCUGCGGACAGACCUGAUGAUCAUGAUGGUGAUGACGACGGUGAUAGCUCUGAUGACGAUGAUGGAGGAGAAUGGAGGAGAACUGGGCGGGGGGCACCAGCACCGAAACAGCGUAGGCGUGGUGAUAUGUCCACCCCCAGGCAAGGAGGUACAACACGAACUACGCGGUCCACAAAGGCAGCCGAGGAGUCUGCGGAUGCACAAGGGGAGAAGCAACCCGGAUCACAGUCUGCAGGAGUUCGAGAUGCUACACAGGAAAUGCCUAUGGACGUGGAUGAAGAUGCCGCAGAAGAAAAUGAGCCAGGUCUGAUCAGAAGACGGCGACAGUCGACCGCCGGAGAGGGCGCUUCUGCAGGCCCAUCAUCAGCAAGGGACAGUGCCGGAGCUGAAGGGGACCAACCCAUGGAAGUGGACAGGGAUAUCGAUCCCAAAAGGGAGGAGAAAUUCAAUAAUUUACUUGCGAGAAUGUUCAUCAGCAAUCGUCUGGAUGAGACUACGAUCGAGGAGCUGGAGCAGAAUGUCAACAAAGAUAAUUCGGAACCCUUUACCAGAAGGGAGCUCAAUGCCUUGCUGAUGUACCACGGUCAACAAAGUGAGGAAAGGGAUAGUGUGAAAGAUUUGGUGCGGUUGUUGAAGAAAGAACGGGAGAAUAUCAAAAAGGAGGAGAAAAGGUUAAAAAAGGAAGAAAGACGUAGAAGAGAGCAGCAGGAGAAUGACGAAAGAUUGGCCAAGAUUGUGGACCUUCAGUUUUCAAAAAGGUGGGGUGGAGCAAUGGAGCAUAUGGGAGUGGACGGUUCGCCAGAGCACAAGCGAAGACAUAGGCGAUAUCGAAAAGCCUCAAGGAGGGAAAAGCACCAUCGGAAGACGAAGAUUGUGCUGUCUGAUACUGAUGAGGAAGUAUCAGAAAUCAGCCAGCGCACACGCGCGCUACAUCUGACGGACAACCGAAAGCGAGUUUCCACUACCACGGAGGAAGAGGACGCACUAUCUCAGUCGAGUCCUAACAUUGCUCCGCUAAAGAUGCAUCGAGCACGGGAAUUGCCUCCGAAGUCUUCACGGAUGAAGUCGGCGAAGAAGAUGAAAACUACGCUGCAGCCUGCUACAAUGAAGAAGCUUCGGGAAAAGAACGAACCGAUGGUGGAACUGCCGCCGAAGUCUUCACAAAUGAAGUCGGCGAAGAAGAUGGAAACUACGCUGCAGCCGGUUACGAGGAAGAAGCUCCGGGAAAAGAACGAACCGACGGUGAAAGGGGCGCUGUAGCAAGAUGUGGGGCAGGAUCAACGCUACAGUUUGUGAAGGACACUGUGGAACACUUGGACCGU